AUGCGUGCCACGUUCCUUGCCGUUCUUGCCUUGGCGAUUUCCGUCUCUGCCCGACCGAGUCCCUUCGGCCGUGGUCGUUUCGGUGACCAAGGGUUUCGUCACGGGUUUGGAAACCAGGGUGGUCAAGGCAAGGGCCAGCAGGGCAGCGGCGGGGCGGCUGCUACCGCUAUAGCCAGCUCGGCUGCUGCCACCGCCUCCGCUGCCAGCGUAGACAACGCGGCUGGCGCAAACUCCUCUGUUGCUGCCACUGCUGCGACAGCUAGCGCCGCCGCCGCAAGCGUAGCAGCGAGCAACGCGACUGCUGCUGCUAACACCACGGACACCGCCAAUAGCACCGCUACCGCCACCAGCGGAAGUAACAGCACCGAUAUUCAAUCUUCGUUGACUCUCGACCCCUCCGUUAUCGCUACGGGCUUCGCGAACGAUGGUCAAGACGUACCCACCGCCGGUCAGGUCGCGUCGCUUACGUCGACCAACAAUUUCAUCAAGCAAGUCGCUCCGUCCAAAUCAUCCUUCUGCGCCGGCCAAACUAUCACAAACGGCAAGCAGAUCACGACCGGUUCUUGCAACCCUGCGCCUAUGGGUCAGCUCGCUCCCAACACGACGAUGCCGUCGGCCAAGUUCGUUUUCCCCAAGAACUUCGAUAAUACCUCAAUCAAGGCGAACACGCCGUUCACCGUCCAGCUUGCGAUCAAGAACCUCCAAACCGGUAACUUCGUGAACGCGCAGGAGAACUACUUUGCCGCUCCCCAGCAGGUCAACUCGCAGGGUAUCAUUAUCGGCCAUUCCCACAUCGUCAUCGAGCACCUCGACAAGAUUGACCAGACUGCGCCAACUGAUCCCGCAAGCUUCGCGUACUUCAAGGGUUUAAACGCCCCCGCCGAUGCCAACGGUAUCAUCUCCCAGGUUAUUGACAAGGGCCUCCCCGGUGGUGUGUACAAGAUCUCGACCAUCAACUCCGCCGCCAACCACCAGCCGGCGCUCGUCUCCGUUGCGCAGCACGGGUCUCUCGAUGAUGCCGUUUACCAACAGCAGCAGCACAAUCAGCAACAGCAUCAACAAGCCUCGUUCGCGGCGUACGCGUCGACGACGCGCUCCUGGCCGGACGUGACCACCUCGACCUCGACUACUUCGACCGCCGGCGGCUCGCCCACGAGCUUCUUCCCCACCCUCAGCUCCCCGUUCUACCCCAGCCACUCCUCCCCGCAGAUCCCGCCCGCCUCGCACCCGCACCCUCAACCGCAACCGCAACAGGCACAGGAUCGCACAGCCGGCGCGGGCACGACCCGGACGUUUUACCCCUCCCCGUCCUCUUCGUCCUCCGACGCGCCCGCGUACGGUCACCCUCCUCCUCACCCUCCUCAUCCUCCUCCGCACGAGCCGUACGCCGAUAACCGGGCGGCGCGGGACGGGAGGGGAUCCGGAUCCGGCUCGGGGUCGGGGUCGUCGUCGUCGCUCGCGCCGGUGCUGACGCCGCUCUCGACGUCGACGUUCGCCAUGAACCCGCCCGCGCCGCAUCAGCAGCAUCACUCCUCCUCCUCGGCGGCGGGCUCUCCCGCGCACGAUUUCUCCGCGAUGGAGUAUUGGAGGACGGGUCGAUAA
This is a messenger RNA of Punctularia strigosozonata HHB-11173 SS5, 1602 nucleotides long. RefSeq lists its product as uncharacterized. The record is from RefSeq and is a predicted model, not a curated record. Bases 1 to 1602 code for a protein of 533 amino acids. Lineage: Eukaryota; Fungi; Basidiomycota; Agaricomycetes; Corticiales; Punctulariaceae. The transcript has 6 exons.